Betta splendens (Siamese fighting fish) is the source of this 2890-nucleotide messenger RNA. RefSeq names its product T cell immunoglobulin and mucin domain containing 4 (gene timd4). The record is from RefSeq and is a predicted model, not a curated record. The transcript is spliced from 9 exons. The coding region runs from base 1876 to 2742 and encodes 288 amino acids. NCBI's taxonomy places the organism in Eukaryota, Metazoa, Chordata, Actinopteri, Anabantiformes, Osphronemidae.
CAAAGCUCCAGACUAGCUCUGCUACCUAUUCCACUAUCCCCCGCGACCCCCUCACCCCCACCCAGCGAGGAACAGCUAAGCAAGACUUAGGGGACAUGGUACUACUGCCUGGGGCACCACAAGCUGCACAGUCAGAACCACCCUCCCUCCACCCUCACUUGCACAUCCACUCACUCAAGCAUGCUCACGUUUACCCCCAGUGGUCUUCCACUCAAACCAAUACACAUAUUGUGCAGCUGUGCAGGGAGGCCCCACUCCAGCCCAUGGCCCAAUGAAGACUACAACCCAUGUAGCCCACCUCCCACCAACCCCACCAUGACCCUCGGCCACAGGCCCGAGCAGCAACCACAGAGUUUUGGACCACUAGUGCAGGCAGCGUGUCGCCCCAGCAGGGGCAGCGUCCCAGGGGGGCGCAACCCACCACUGGCAGCUAUCCCUGCCCCUGAACGAGCCACCAGGUCACGCUCCUCCUGGACGUGACAGACCUCUGACCUCAGAGAAUAAAACACAUGAAGCAUAGACGAUUUGUCUCCUCCAGGAAUGAGACUGGUCUUUAGUCCACUUCAGAGACUGUGACGCUAGGACACAGAUAUAAACAGUCAUUACCACAGUUUAGAAAUACUCUAAAUGACAACAAAGGUAAAAUAACUAGUUAUGUAGAAUAUUGAAGAACAAAGCAUCUGUUUUUUACCCUUCAUCCCAACCAAGCAUUAGAGUUAAUGUUCACGUGUGCAACAAGCUUUGUUGCACUGUGUUAACACGUGAACAUUAACUCUGGUUGACUCUAACCCUAAUUCUCUGUGGAAACAGACAUACUACCACAACUAAUUCUCUUUUGCUAAUCCAUGCUCUGGGGAUCACGACCAUCAAUAUAAUAGGUUUGACUGAUGUUAUCAAUAUAGUUCUGCACACUCACUUUUCCUCCUGCAGCUUUUCUCUUUGUGGUCUGGAAGCCGUUUGAUCUUAAUAUUUGUCAUCUCGAUCAAUAUUGUCUUUAGUUUUCUGUGUAAAUAUGUGAGAAUGAGACGAAGGAGGAGCUGAAGUGAAACACACACACUAAAAUGUUUCACGCUUCUUUUUCUAGUUUCAUAUAAAAAGGAAAAAAUCCUUCAGUUGUACCAUACAAUUAGUAGAUCAACAUGAGUGUUAACAUUUAGUUACUAUGAAGACAUGUAUUUAGGCAGCAGCUUCCACCGGACGAUUCAUUAUAAACAGAAUAGAAUAUUCAGCUUGGCUGAGAUAAACGUUGACUAGCAUUAAGAUGUGUAUGAACAAUGAGCCAUCUGUUUCUGUUACAAAGUCCCUUUGUUUCCACCCGUCAGUGUAAACGCGCUUGGUUCAUCGUCCUUGCACUGAGAUGUUUCGUUUCUCUUUUCAUUAUGUUUUUCUCAUGUGCUGAACCUUUACUGAGCUGCAGGAAGCGUCAAGGCUUGUGUUCUCCUUUUUUGUGUUGUGUCACUGUAAAUACUGAAAACCAAGCAGAAAUAUAAUCACUGUGUAAUGACCUGUGUGCAGGGUAAGAUGAGGGAAAUUAGCAAGAAUUAGAGAUUCAUCAGACAGUUGUGUGUUUUUAUGACUGGACCCAGUUUUUCUUUUUUUCAAACAUGUUUGUACCAUUGAAAGUUCUGCCAACAAACAACCUGGAUCUGCUUUAUUGUGGCAUUCACAUAACUCAGCUUGUCUUUAAAUGUCAUUUAUAAAACAGAGGAGUCGUGUGUCUGAAAGUUGAAUCUGCCACAGUCCAAACACAGUAAACAUUCAGAAUAUGAGACACAAAAACACUGUGUGUCUCUGACUUUGCUUGGCGCCGCCCCCAAACGCUCACAGAGUAACACUGUCAUGGUCAUCUAACUGGAUAAUGAGCUCACACUCAGGAUGGCUGUUGCCUCGCCUCGUCGCUUGCCUCCGCAGACCCUCGACAUGGUCAUCUUCAUUCUGUCAGGAAACAUUACCGGGGGCCCGAGGACAGAGACCUGGGGGACCCCGAACGUGACAGCUGCACAGCUGGCGUCAGUUUGCUCCUUUAAAGUGCCGGAGGGAGGAGUGGCCUCUCUGUCCUGCCAAUACUCCGUCAAGCGCUUUGGUCUCAGUCGGGUCUGCUGGGGCCGCGGCUGCGGAACCUUCUGGUGCAGCAACAUCCUGGUCCAGACCGACCAGAACGGCGUCAUCUCCAAGGUGGCAGAUCGGUACCGGCUGACCGGGGACAUCAUGGACGGACAGGUGGAUCUGGACAUCCUGGGCGUAAAGUGGACGGACAGCGGGCCGUACUGCUGCCGGGUGGAUGUGGACGGGCUCUUUAAUGACAAGAAGGUGAUCAUGAACCUGCGGGUGGUCAAAGUUCCAGUCACCAUUUCUCCUCCAACAACAACAACAACAAUCCCAACAACAACAGCAGCAGCAGGCCAAGCCACAGAGAUGCCGACCUCCACAGUGAACUGGAGAAUCCUGCUGUCGUCCCAGUUGGACCUUCUCAGGAGGAACUCCACUCUGCUGCGCUCCGACAUCUUCACUGUGGAGGACUCUGUCCCGUCUCUGUCCCUUCAGGUCAACGUCCCCGUUCUCUCACUCUCCCUCAGCGUCUUGUUCAUCUUGGUGGCGGUUUUCCUCCUUAUGGCCUUCAAGCGUGGAAUCCACAGACAAGCUUUAAAGACCGACUGUUUCUCCUCUGAAGAACCUCCUCACAUCAUCUACGAGAUCCGGAUGAGGAGACCAGUCCAGGAGAACAUCUACACUCUGGACUAAAACAAUUUAAACCUGGACCUGAAGUGUUAGAGGAAUGGCAAUAGAGCCGUCGUCUGUCUCUGAGUAGAUUGUCUACUGCUGCAGUUGGUGUCAAUUUUCUACUGUAAACAAGAAAAUGUGAAUUAAAGUCAAACAAAUACUAAAUACA